AAAGAGGUAUUAAAAACAAGAAUCUACAUACAAUUGAGACUAUACUGAAUGCCACUGUUUAAAAAACAGCGAUUGUGAAACUUUAGCCUAGAGAGCUUUAAAAAAGUUUAGAAAACUCCAAGAGAAAUUUAAGACUUUUCAAUUGACACGAACGAUCAAAUUCUCAAAGACCUGUUCGCGUCCAGGAACUUUCCAGAACAUUCUGUGAGACGAGCCUCAUCCAACCAGGCCGAUGUACACGACGAUGGCAAUCGAUUUGACGUCAGAACAAGUGGCAGAGUUUAAAGAGGCCUUCAGUCUUUUCGACAAAGAUGGCGACGGCACCAUCACGACCAAAGAACUGGGGAUCGUAAUGAGGUCACUGGGUCAGAACCCGACAGAGGCGGAGCUUCAGGACAUGAUAAACGAGGUCGACGCUGAUGGCAACGGAACGAUUGAUUUCCCAGAAUUCCUGACGAUGAUGGCGCGGAAGAUCAAGGACACCGACUCGGAGGAGGAGCUCCGCGAGGCGUUCCGCGUGUUCGACAAGGACGGCAACGGGUUCAUCUCCGCCGCGGAGCUGCGUCACGUGAUGACCAACCUGGGGGAGAAGUUGACGGACGACGAGGUGGACGAGAUGAUCCGGGAGGCGGAUAUGGACGGGGACGGGCAGGUCAACUAUGAAGAAUUUGUGAGAAUGAUGACAACAAAAUGAGAUUACCUGUCCUUUGAUAAUCGCCGCCAUAUUUUGUGUGCUAUGGAUGAGUACUACACAGGAAGUUGAUGUCAUGAACUCAUGAACUUUUGAAAGAUAAUUUGAUUGCUCUCAAGCCUGUUUUAUUUUAAACAAUGUGAUGAAAAUGUUCAUGUUUUUAAAUGUACCGAUUGUGAUCAGACUAUUGCGAAACAAACCAUUAUUGUAACUUUCAUGUACUGUUUUUCAUCGCUUUUUAUAUAAUAAUGAAAAAUCAGCUUUUUUUUUUUAAAAAAAAAAUAUCCUUAAACAUGCACUUGUUUGAAUCGCUUAUGCAUCUUUGUAUUUUUGUAAAAUCGAAGUUGUAAAACGCCGAUGACGUAGUCUUACCAUCAGAGUUUCUUUCAUGCAUCUUUCACCAGGGGUCGACUGGCUCUUGAAUCUCCCGGGGAGGGGACCGACACUGGUAUUUUCUAUAUACAUUGUACAUUUGUUUUCUUUUUUCGUCCAAGUGUUGAGGGGGGGGGGGGGUGGGUGGAGAAUGUAUCCUCUUCCCCAGAGAGAUGCAUGGAAAAAAACAUUGAGUACAAUUGUUCCCUCCCAUCCAAGUGCUAGUUUUGUUAAUGUAGAAGGCACUACAUCCUUCAUCAUCAAACUUCUAAAACUUGUUUUAAAGAGCGAUCAAUCGGAAAUAAAUCUGCUGCGGUUUUUUUUCGGUUUAAGCAACUAAACGCAUUAAAGAAUUUAUUUCCAAAUCUUAGCUCACUAGCGUAGAACAACUAGCUCACCGGUAUAUUAUAGAGCUGCCUCACGUGCACAUACAUUUUUGGCUCACUUACAAAGAACAUCUAGCUCACCGGUAUAGAAAACCUAGCUCACGUGCAGAAAAUAUAGAUAUGACAAACACAGGCCUUUCCUAACAUUGGUAUCCAAAGGCUAGCUACACGCUUAGAAAAUAUUUGCAAACGGCAAAGCUCCAUUGUUUGGUAGAGUUUAAAGGUUUCAGUUAAUCUAGGGUCUAACGCUAGAGGGCUAGUCAGGCUUAUUUGGCUGUUUUCUAAUUGCUUGUUUCCAAAAUAAUGUCAGCUUAGCAUUUUUUAUUCUUCCUCUAAUGGCUUAAAUUUAAAGCUAAAAUCAAAACAUGAACACACGUAGAUCUUGAUUAAAAAUAUAAACAAAUAUCUGCGGGGAUUUAAAGGCAUCCUGUUAUAUAUAUAUAUAUAUAUAUAUAUAUAUAUAUAU
Messenger RNA from Physella acuta, 1915 nucleotides. RefSeq names its product calmodulin-A. The record is from RefSeq and is a predicted model, not a curated record. Gene Ontology annotation, molecular function: calcium ion binding. NCBI's taxonomy places the organism in Eukaryota, Metazoa, Mollusca, Gastropoda, Physidae. Gene Ontology annotation, cellular component: myosin II complex.